AUGGCUGAGACUAUCGAUCGUUCUACCUACAAGCGAUCCUCGUCUCAAACUUCUGCAUCGUCCCGAAAAAGCCAGAAAGCGAAAGCCGCUCGAGCGAAGCCUCCCAAACGGGUCUCAACCUGUUCAUCCACCCACACUUCAACCGAUCUCACCUCGUUCCCAUCCCUCUCCCCGGAUAGGUCGCCAGAGGGGUUCUAUGGCGAGCCCGCAAUCAACCACGCCCUUAGCCAGGCAUUAUUGCUGGAGGAUAAUGAGCAGACCCCAGGAACAGAGCGUGGACGCAAGGCAACGAUCGCUGGCCUCACCACCAACCUCCCUCAAGUCGCUGGCCGUGCUGCCCUGUUCAACGACUCCCCGUUUCAAGACGUGCCGGGAUCACUCCACCUUGCUAGUGACGACCACAUCGAACGGUUAAUCGCUCGCACCGGUGCAAUCAAGCUAGUCAGGCAGUUUGCGAGAGACCUUGCCUUGCGAGAUGCUGAGAUAUCUGCGUUGCGGCUUCGAGCUGACGAGAGGGAGCGGGAAUUGAAGAAGAUGCUGCGUGAAAUGGAAGUUUCGAAUAAAGAUAUUGAACGCCGGCUUUAUUUGCUUGAAAAUCCAGCGGAAACACAUGAAAACACCCCCGGGGGCGAUCAAGCAGAUACAUUAGCCGAGCAACGGAGCCACACCAGCUCCAUUGACCAUAUGAUGAGUGAAGCGAUGCUUGAGGAUGUUGGCACUCAAAUAUACGACAACACAGACUAUGACAAGGGAAGGGAUGAUUUGCAGGCAACCAUCCGACCCUUUCGAGCUGACGGUGGCAUGCAGUCCGGCAAUUCAAGCCUGAGGUCCGUCAAAAAGAAGCCAUUAGCAUCCUCGCGUGGCUGGCAGGAUUAUAUCUGGGGAAGUACGGCUCCAAGUCGCAAGACUAGUGGAACCAGCAGCAUAAGUGGCGAUGCUGCAGAGAGAGAUGAAGAAGCGGCGAUUCGCAUGCCCGCACCCCGCGUGCCCAGUGGGCCUAAUGGCCGUCGCAAAGGGCUGGAUUCGGAUCUAUUUGUGCCGCCCGAGCGUAACUCAGCCAGUGGUGCGCUCGCAGAGACAACGAACUCAAAGCCAGGCGAUGAUGAUAGCAGCAGUAUUCGUUCCAGGCGGUCUGCCAAAUCUGUAACUUCGUGGACCGUAAGACUAUUUGCAGGAAACUCCCAGGCCAGCAAAGAUGCUGAGAUGACUCGAAAUCGAGCAUGCUCUGAUACUCCAGAUUCUCAACAUAGAACCUCAUCGCCAGCAUUCCCUCCAAAGGUAGCAGGAUCUGCUAUGGCGGCUUUAAAGCGCAUUAACGCCGGUACUGGUGUUCAACCGUUAUCUGGAAGGUCCUCCGCAGCAUCUAGCAUUCGAGCUUCAACAAAAAGUACCCCUGCUCCAAGCUCCCGGCGCAAUACUGUCCAAAUAGCAACUCCGGAUCAUAGGAGCGCAAAAGACGAGACACAUAUUGGUCCUGUUGAGAUGGACGCUAUACUUCCCAUGGAAUCUCGCCCACCAACUCUUGCGCAUAUUUACAGCGACUACAGUCCAGGAGACCUCCUUACUGAUCGAUUUGGGUUUAUCUAUGACCAACGAAGGAAUCGACGCCAAAAGGAGGCUCCUAGCGUAGACUCGAAGCAGUCUAAUGACCAACCCGUCAGCGGCGCUAACAUGGGAGAGUCGAUCGUCUCGGAAGGCCCCGAAGAUGGGAGCGCAGGUGUCAAUAAAUGGCAGGAUUAUCUCAAAGUUGCCACAUCACCCACUGAACUGCUCUCUCAUACUCCUGCUGCUGGCCCAAUCGUUACAGUGGAAACUACCAAGCCUCGCGCCUCAUCCGUCACCAUUGGCAAAGAUGGUUCCCUCUCAGUGGCUCAUUCGAACCCUCAAGUUUCGGCCUCUACCUCAACGGUGAUAGAAACGUAUGGUGAAUUUGCCGGAACACCCGAAUCUCAGGCUUCAGAGUCAACGAAAUUGGAUCAGGUACCGGUAAAGUUACUACUUCAGCGCUUGACGGAUCUUCAUGAUAGUUCUCAGCGAGACCGGACUAUAAAAUGGAACGAGUUCAUGCGCAAAGUUCGAGCUGAACGACGGAAAGAAGGAGAGGCUGCAGCUGCAUCUACAGCGGCGGAACGCCCGGCCAUAUCGCUCGAUAUGCCUGAGGUUGCCAUCGCAGAUGGAGAGGUAGUUGGUGUGGCUGGAUUAGGGAAUAAAGGGAAGGUUGGGCGUGCGAAAUGGCGGGAGUUCAGGACCCUUGUCCUUGGAGGUAUUCCCGUUGCAUACCGUGCGAAAAUCUGGGCUGAAUGCAGUGGCGCCUCUGCGAUGCGGAUUCCGGGAUAUUAUGAUGAUCUAGUGAAAGGCUGCACCGCCAACGAUUCGGACCCUAGUAUCACUGCGCAGAUUCAAAUGGACAUCCAUCGGACCUUGACAGACAAUGUAUUUUUCCGAAAGGGGCCCGGCGUUGCAAAAUUAGAGGAAGUUCUACUCGCAUACUCGCGUCGCAACCCAGAAGUUGGAUAUUGCCAAGGAAUGAAUUUGAUCGCUGGCUCGCUGCUUUUGAUCAUGCCGGCGGCGGAGGAUGCGUUUUGGGUUCUGGCCUCGAUUAUUGAGAAGAUAUUGCCUCCUCAUUAUUAUGAUCACGGAUUGGCUGCUUCUCGCGCGGACCAGCAGGUGCUUCGACAAUACGUUGCUGAGAUCCUGCCAAAGCUGUCGUCACAUCUGGAUGAGCUGGGGAUAGAGCUUGAGGCUUUGACGUUCCAGUGGUUCCUUUCUGUUUUUACGGACUGCUUGUCUGCAGAAGCGUUGUAUCGUGUUUGGGAUGUGGUGCUAUGUCUUAGUGCACCAGCUGUCCAUGCUCCCGCAAUUCAGACUCAGAAAGCCACUUCAGAAUCUGGCGCUACCACCAUGUCAACGUCAGAUACACCCACUAAUGCCACCUCUACCUCGACGCCUGUGUCCUCCGAUAGGGAUAUCCUGAGCAAUACUGGUGGCGGUAACACAUUUCUAUUCCAAGUGGCAUUAGCCCUUCUCAAACUAAAUGAGCAGCAGCUACUGAGCACGUGCGCAACUCCGGCCGCAGUUUACACGUACAUUAAUCAUCAAAUGACAAAUCAUGCGAUUAGCAUCGAUGGACUCAUUGAAGCAAGUGAAGCUCUGCGGAACGUCGUCAAACGGGAAGAUGUCCUUGCGAGGCGGGCGGAAGCAUUGAAAGCGGUGGCUGCGCCCUUGUCAUCUUCUUCGGCAUCAAAGGACGGUGACUCUAUCAGGAGUGGCAGUCAGGGUAAAAAACCAGAAGGUGAAGCUGUUUAG
This is a messenger RNA of Uncinocarpus reesii 1704, 3306 nucleotides long. RefSeq lists its product as uncharacterized. Lineage: Eukaryota; Fungi; Ascomycota; Eurotiomycetes; Onygenales; Onygenaceae. The transcript has a single exon. The record is from RefSeq and is a predicted model, not a curated record. The coding region runs from base 1 to 3306 and encodes 1101 amino acids.